This is a messenger RNA of Schistocerca gregaria, 2474 nucleotides long. Its product is annotated as actin-related protein 10-like. Gene Ontology annotation, biological process: retrograde axonal transport of mitochondrion. Lineage: Eukaryota; Metazoa; Arthropoda; Insecta; Orthoptera; Acrididae. The record is from RefSeq and is a predicted model, not a curated record. The coding region runs from base 220 to 1386 and encodes 388 amino acids. The transcript has 2 exons.
CGCACCAGUAGUGCGAAGACUGUCCGGACGUCCUGUGUUCCUCAUUUUCCUCGUCAGCUCUAUGUAUUGCCUCACCCCUCGCAUAAUGAAGCACACUCAUCUAACACAUCUUCGCACCUACGGCUUCAUAUCGCGCCGCUAUUUCCAAAAAUAUAUCUAACUCUACUCCGCAAAAAAAUCGAGCACCUCUUAAAAAAAAACCACCACCCCUCAUCUCUUAUGCAUCCAACAACCCACUCACCUCAUGCCAUCCUAUCUUUCGGAUCAUUCUCAACACUUUGCGGAUACGUCGGAGAACCCGAACCUCGAUGGUCAAUUCCCAGCAACUACAACCUCUCUACCACUCCUCACCCAUCCCAUGUCUCCUAUCCACAACUUAUCAAACUCCUGAAUAACUCAACCACGUUCUCAUCCGCACUAGAAUCCAUAACGCGUUUCACUCAAACCAUCUUCUUCAAAUACCUCCUCACCAACCCACACAAUGUACACGUAAUUAUCCUGGAAAACAUACUCACCUCUUCUAAAUUCAAAGAAUCUAUCACUUACAUCCUCCUUAAGAGACUUCGUGUUCCUUCUUUGCUUUUCCUCUACCAUCAACCCUUCUCUCCCUUUGCCCUUCGCCUUCAUAGCGCACUCGUUGUAGACGUAGGUCAUUCGACGACGACUAUCCUUCCCAUCGUCUUCGGUUCUGCACUGACGUGCGCCCUCCGCGUCGCGCCCGUCGGUGCCCUCCACGUCCAUGAACGCCUAGGUGAACUGCUGGAAACAUAUCCUUCGCUCACCUCUUCAGAACUUACUCAAAACGAACAAGAACGUACUCUAGCACCUAUUGACCCAAAAGUCUUAGAAAAAAUCUCUAGACGCUUUUGUUUUGUGCCAUCCAAAUUUAGUAAACCUGUCACAUGCAGUGUAUCGGAUUCCUGCAUCACCCUCAUUGUGUCUGAUGCUCACUCUAUUCAAAUAAGACCGCAUAUUCGCUCUGAAGCCACCACUGUGCUGUUCGAGUCUCCAGAGGCGAACCUUCCACGCGCCAUCCUCGAGUCUAUUCACAAUGCGCCAAUAGAUACAAGAACGCUAUUGGUCAGCAACAUCCUGUGUGUGGGCGGCGGGGCUUGCUUCCCUGGAUUCCAGAAACGCCUCAGCGAAGAACUAAACUCGCUCCUGCAAAAUUUUCCGCCAUUGCGCACAUUGCAAGGAAAAUUCAGAUUCGUAGAAAGCAAACGACUCCAUCGACGCUACCUCAGCUGGAUCUACUCGAGCAUGGCUCUGCAAGAUGAAAUAGAGUUCGACUGCAAUAAAAUUACCAGAGAUGAAUACUUGGAAAAGAGAAAAAACAUCCCAGACUGGACUAACCUAACUCACGAACCUUUUUCAACUGGCAGCUAAAAAGACUUCACAUGUAGAAACAUCCUUCAAAAACAUUGCAUAUCUGUAUACCUCUUUGCUCGGCUUGAAUUCUUCGCACCUCAGAUCGUGUCACUAUGAACGGUACAAUGUUGUACCGGGUUUCUCUCAUUCUCAUUUCAGAAUACCAUUCGAUUGCACGAGGCCUGAGAUAUGAGCAUCACGGUCACACUACGGCUCCGAGGGGCAUUGGCGACGUGGUUCUUUCAGAACAAUUCUUCGAGCAUCACUCGAAAAGCUUUGAUUGAGCCAGAAGGUGUCAUCCGGAUGAAAGCGAGCAGGGUGUCCGGACUUACAGAGAAGCCCGCCAGGACAAUGUUUUCGUGCGCUCUCGGGGCCGUGAAGGAGAAAGUGGAGAUUUUUAUCGAACAAUCGAGGCGAAAGACGUGUAGAAAGAAGUAAUGAGGCAUAACUAAUACAUGCUGCGUCAGGAGGAUGUGAAUCAAGAGCAAGGAGGAUGAGCAUAAUAGAAGUAGUGGUGAUCAGAUGGUAUUUUGCGUUAUUGAGUCGAAGGGUGAGAUGAGCACAGCCAAGAUCGGAUAUGAUGAAAACUGGCUUUGAUUUUUGAAAAAAGUACACAAAUGAAUCGAACAUCGAUGAAAGGGACGGCGGGAGAAGAAAUGAUGGGACAAGAGAUAGGCAAGAUGGAAGAAAGCUUGGAUGAAUAUGGAAUAUGGUAAUUGAGAUUUUUUCUGAUAGAUGAUUUUGAUAUUCUAAAUUAGAUAGAAUAUCUUGGAUCAUUCUGCGGAUAGUGGAUAAAGAAACUGAUGCAGUUUCUAUCCUUUCUAGAAUUUGAAUUUCCAAGUCAAGAAUUUUUUUUCUAUUUUUUUCAUAUGAAUGUUCAGACACCGAACUUAAGAGUCUUGUAAUUGACUUUUUCUGAUAUGUGUCGAUUGCGUCGGAUGUUGAAUAGUUACAACAUUCUAAUACCCAAAGAAUCUUUUCGACUUCGUCUACUGCACUCCUCUCUUCUUCUCCUCUCCCAAUCGCCUUGUAUGCCCUGCAUAGCCAUUCAUGCAAUUCCUCAAAUAAAAUCUUUUCAUAAUUCGCAUCAUAAGAUGAACGAAAAA